This is a messenger RNA of Myotis daubentonii (Daubenton's bat), 5149 nucleotides long. It is a transcript of the gene RIN2, whose product is annotated as Ras and Rab interactor 2. The record is from RefSeq and is a predicted model, not a curated record. Gene Ontology annotation, molecular function: small GTPase binding; guanyl-nucleotide exchange factor activity. Gene Ontology annotation, biological process: signal transduction; vesicle-mediated transport. Gene Ontology annotation, cellular component: endocytic vesicle; cytosol. Lineage: Eukaryota; Metazoa; Chordata; Mammalia; Chiroptera; Vespertilionidae.
CUUUUAAGAACUUUCUUUUGAACAAUUAGAAUAAUCUGUGAUGUGUAGUCCACUUGGAUUUCCUUCUGUGGGAAGGACCUACCAUGGCACUAGGCAGCGUGUUCUUAUCGCCUCCUGGCAUCUCCAUCCUGGCAUAGCCUUGGGAGGAAGGGGUGGAUGCAACCUUCAUCUUCUUAAAGAAGCGUGAUGGAUCCGCCUGCCGCCCGCUCGCGGAGGCCAGAGUGGAGGUUUCAUUGAGGACCACGGAAGCUGAAGUGCACGCCCGCGUUCUUCGGGCAGCUUACUGAACUAUAAACGUCUGGAAUCCAAGCUGCUCCGUCGCUAUAGGCAAAAUCCCCCGCCUGCCUGGCGCAGCAGAAAGGGCUUGCAUACAGGAAAUUUCUGAACAGAACGGAGAGACGCAGGUCUGGCUGAGGAAUGAAGUCUUGGCUCUGGCGGAGCCGUUCCUUAACUGCUGUGCCCUGUCAGAUCUCUUGCUGAGAAAACGUCUGAAAAGAAAGGAAUUACAGACAUUCGGCCUGGUUUCAAGACGUGUACUUUCGUGUGUGUGUGCGCUUCUGGGUCGAAGCGGUUACUGCGCGGUCCCCUUUCCGCUCUUAGUUCUGCACACGGCACUGUUUUCUUUCUGGAGUCGCUCCGGUCUGUGGACUUGGUUAAUCAGUGAUGGACUUCAAAGGUCGUGGGGCCGGGGCUCCAGUAAAUGGCUGAGCCUGAGGACCUGAACCUCUGAAGUCAGCAGAACGGCAGGGGGAAGCGCGCUGCCCGGCCAAGGAGGUGUUUGGAAACCGGCCUGCUUCCAGCGGGAUUGCAAGUGGAAAGAAACACCGGGAAGACACCUCCGAGCCUUUAAAGUGACCGAGCGGUGGAGAACUGACUAACAUAGGUGAACGUUCUGGAAGGAGUCCCCGGCGUGCAGUAGAGCCUCGCUGGAGGAAAUGUCAUCCUGGACCAUGGGUACCCGCAGCCCGGACAAGCGAGGAAGUUUCUUUAAGCUUAUUGACACGAUCGCCUCGGAGAUCGGAGAACUGAAACAGGAGAUGGUGCAGACAGAUGUCAGCCUGGACAAUGGCCUGGAACCCACCGACGCCCACAGCAUGGUAAGACACAAGGACGAUGGCUGUUCCCAGGAAAAGGAUGUGAAGACCUGCCCCCGGGACUCUGGCUAUGACAGCCUCUCCAGCAGGCUCAGCAUUUUGGACCGGCUUCUCCACACCCACUCCAUAUGGCUGCAGCUGAAUCUGAGUGAGGAGGAGGCGGCAGAAGUCCUACAGUCCCAGCCUCCGGGGAUUUUCCUGGUGCGUAAAUCCACCAAAAUGCAGAAGAAAGUCCUCUCCCUUCGCCUGCCCUGUGAACUUGGAGCCCCACUCAAGGAAUUUGCCAUAAAGGAAAGCACAUACACCUUUUCUCUGGAAGGCUCAGGAAUCAGCUUUGCGGAUUUAUUCCGGCUCAUUGCUUUCUACUGCAUCAGCAGGGACGUUCUGCCGUUUACCUUGAAGUUGCCUUAUGCCAUUUCAACAGCCAAGACGGAGGCUCAGCUUGAAGAACUAGCCCAGCUGGGACUAAAUUUUUGGAGCUCUCCAGCUGACAACAAACCCCCAAACCCUCCACCUCCCCAUAGGACUCCCUCCUCAGACGGUGUUUGUCCCGCCUCCCGCCAGCUCUGCCUUAUAAAUGGAGUGCAUUCUAUAAAAACCAGGACGCCUUCGGAGCUGGAGUGCAGCCAGACCAACGGAGCCCUGUGUUUUAUUAAUCCUCUUUUCUUGAAAGUGCACAGCCAGGACCUCAGUGGAGGCCUGAAGCGGCCCUGCACAAGGACUCCCAACGCGAAUGGCACCGAGAGGCCUCGGUCCCCCCCACCCAGGCCCCCGCCACCCGCUAUUAAUAGUCUGCACACAAGCCCUCAGCUGUCCAGGACUGAAACCCGGGCGGGCAUGCCAGAAACAGUCAACCAUAACAAACAUGGGAACGUAGCUCUGCUUGGAACGAAACCAACCCCCAUCCCUCCACCCCGGCUGAAGAAGCAGGCUUCUUUUCUGCAGGCGGGAGGCGGCGCAAAGACCUUGACCAGCAGCCAGCCUGGCGGGGACCGGGCUCGGGAGCUGCCGCAGGAGCAGGAGCCCAGCGCAGCUGGCAGCCCAGGUGGCGCCCCGCCUGCCGAGGCCCCGGGGGAUUGCACAAGGGCCCAGCCCGCCUGCUCUGAAUCACGGCCCCCGUGGCAUGGAGGCAGACAGAGGCUCAGCGACAUGAGCAUUUCCACUUCCUCCUCCGACUCGCUCGAGUUCGACCGCAGCAUGCCUCUGUUUGGCUACGAGGCAGACACCAACAGCAGCCUGGAGGAGGACUACGAAGAGGAGAGCGAUCAGGAGACCAUGGCCCCCCCCAUCAAGUCCAAAAAGAAGAGGAACAGCUCCUUCGUGCUGCCCAAGCUCUUCAAGUCCCAGCUCCGCAAGAUGAGCGGGGUGUUCAGCUCCUUCAUGACCCCUGAGAAGCGCAUGGUCCGCAGGAUCUCCGAGCUGUCCCGGGACAAGUGCACCUACUUCGGCUGCCUGGUGCAGGACUACGUGAGCUUUCUGCAGGAGAACAAGGAGUGCCAUGUGUCCAGCACGGACUUGCUGCAGACCAUCCGGCAGUUCAUGACCCAGGUGAAGAACUACCUGUCUCAGAGCUCGGAGCUGGACCCCCCCAUUGAGUCGCUGAUCCCCGAAGACCAAAUAGAUGUGGUGUUGGAAAAAGCCAUGCACAAGUGCAUCUUGAAGCCGCUGAAGGGGCACGUGGAGGCCAUGCUGAAGGACUUCCACCUGGCCGACGGCUCGUGGAAACAGCUCAAGGAGAACCUGCAGCUCGUGCGGCAGAGGAAUCCCCAGGAGCUGGGCGUCUUCGCCCCGACCCCCGAUUUCGUGGACGUGGAGAAAAUCAAAGUCAAGUUCAUGACGAUGCAGAAGAUGUAUUCGCCGGAAAAGAAAGUCAUGCUGCUGCUGAGGGUCUGCAAGCUUAUUUACACUGUCAUGGAGAGCAACUCAGGGAGGAUGUAUGGCGCCGACGACUUCCUACCGGUCCUGACCUAUGUCAUAGCUCAGUGCGACAUGCUGGAACUGGACACGGAAAUCGAGUACAUGAUGGAGCUCUUAGACCCUUCGCUGUUGCACGGAGAAGGGGGCUAUUACUUGACCAGCGCCUACGGGGCACUGUCUCUGAUAAAGAAUUUCCAAGAAGAGCAAGCCGCAAGACUGCUCAGCUCCGAGACCAGAGACACCCUGAGGCAGUGGCACAAACGGAGAACCACCAACCGGACCAUCCCUUCCGUGGACGACUUUCAGAAUUACCUCCGAGUUGCCUUCCAAGAGGUGAACAGUGGCUGCACGGGAAAGACGCUCCUGGUGCGACCGUACGUCACCACCGAGGACGUGUGUCAGCUCUGUGCAGAGAAGUUCAAGGUGGGGGACCCUGAGGAGUACAGACUCUUCCUCUUUGUCGACGAAACGUGGCAGCAGCUGGCAGAGGACACCUACCCUCAAAAAAUCAAGGCUGAGCUGCACAGCCGGCCACAGCCCCACAUCUUCCACUUUGUCUACAAGCGCAUCCAGAACGAUCCUUAUGGCAUCAUUUUCCAGAAUGGGGAAGAAGAUCUCCCCACCUCCUAGGAGACACCGGACGCUCCCGUGGUUAGGAACCUCGCCUCCCGCCUUCCACGUGCUUCUGCUUGAAAAGCAGGCACCUCCUUGGCGACCCCUGGGUUCAGUGACUAAGCCAUCCACGGGCGGACUUGACCAAGGGCAUCUUCAGCCACAUUGCCCAAGCCAGGUAGCUGAGGUUCAUGACACAGGAGGCUUCUCCCUCAGAGAUGGAGAGUUGAAUUUGAUGGUCUAAGGGUCCUAGACGCAUUUGCUGCCGACCCGCAGCCAGGCUCACAACUAUGUGUGUGUGUUUAAUAAACAUGUAAGGUACAAGCCCUUCUCUUGAGUUCAUUCAGCAGCAGGUGUCUGACAGGACUGGCCGAUGCAGUGCGUCAAGUACUUCUCAGUUCUGUGGAUGGCUUCAUCCUUUCACUUUUUUUCUAUUCUUUCUUGUUUUUGUUUUUUUAUUUUACAAAGAGCCUUUGUGUUUUUUAUAUAUUUCAUAGAAAUUUUUAUAGCAGUUGCAGGUAAACUGUCAGGAUUGGUUUUUAAACUAUUUUUGUAACUUUAAAAUAUUCUAUAAUUAUGCAUGUGAUUUUAACAUUUAAUAUUCCAAAAGAAAUCUCUUGCUGGAUUUGAGAGUAUUGAGCAUUGUCUAAGUCUCUCUUCUGUAACUGGAUGUUUCGGCAACUUUGUGGGGAGAGACUGCUGGAUUUCGUAAAGUGAUGUAUUACUGACACUGGCCACAGAAUGCCUUCGGGAAUCUGAUGUACUGUUACCUUGUUCACGCUCUGUGAGCUUGUGCUGUUUUGUAUUUUAACCAAGUGAUGCUGAGGAUAAGUAGAGACAGGGAUGUAGAGAGAGGUCGAGAGAGAAAUACGGACUCUAACAAAGGACUAAGGAGUUAGUCUGCUGGUUCAGGCUCCUUGAAGAAAGUGAGAAAAGAAGAUGGAAGGAACCACCUAUGCUGAGAAUGCUAUAAAUAGUCAGUGAGAUUUAGCAACGUUUUUCCAUGUUAUUUGCCUUUGGAAACAAUUUUGAAAACUCCAUGAGGAAAGAAAAAAAUAUAUAUAACACUUGUUUCCCUUUUACACGUAAGUCAAAAUUAACAGCAUCAAAUUGUUUGGGGCAGAGACCAAGUAAUGUGUACGGUGACAUUCAUGGAGUUCAGUAAGAUGCUGCUUGGGAAAGAGUUUGCAAAUGCACCAAAAGGCCAUCUGCAUUUUAAGAAUGUGUGGCGAAGUAAAUUCAUGUUUUGUGAAACCUGGUUGGGGGUGCUCAAAGUAUGAGGGUCUUGUAUCCACGCAACACAGGUAGUUGCAAAAAACAUGUUAUUGUUCUGUGCAAAGAUGCGUAGGCAUCUGACUUGGUUGGCUUUGUACCUUGUCCCUUUGUUAGCUUUUGUGAUACAUCCAGAACCCUCAGCACAUACUGUGUUAUACUUCCUUUUGUAAAUGAUUUUUUAAAUGGAAUUUUGCACAUAAUACAUUGUAAUACUGUACGAUAAUCAUGUGUGAAAAUAAUUUUGAAAUAUU